Messenger RNA from Ostreobium quekettii, 636 nucleotides. NCBI's taxonomy places the organism in Eukaryota, Viridiplantae, Chlorophyta, Ulvophyceae, Bryopsidales, Ostreobiaceae. The record is from the annotation of a GenBank genome assembly.
AUGGUGCUCGCAACCUCCUCGCAAGCGGCUGUUCUAGCCCUCCGCGACAUGCAAAACCAACUGGCUGCAGCUUUUGCGGAUAUUAACAAACUCAAAGACGAAAAGGAGGUUGUUGAACGGGAAGCAUCCAAAUUUACUGAUACGUUGCAAGAGGAGCUUCGAGGCAAGGAAGAACUUAUGCAAGGGCUGCGGAGAGAGAUUUCAAGCAUGAAAGAAAUGCUUGGUGACUUGAAGACUGCUUUGGAAGGGACGCUGGAAGAAAAUUCACGACUUAAAGAGGCAGGCCAGCUUGCUGAGGUGGCUGCCAGCAAAUAUCAGAGUGAAGCUACAGCUUUGCAGCUGAAGUUCGAGUCAUGCACCAAGGCAAUGGAAGACAAUCGUGCUGAUGGGUUACAGUUGUCCCAUGAGCUCAGUUUGGCAAGACAGAAUCAAGCACAAUUGCAGGAGGAGCUAAAAAAGGAAAGCCGCAUCAGCAGCGAACUGUCACAGCAACUCAAUGCUUGCAGAAACGCAAAGAGAGAAGUUGAGAGCGAUCUGCGAGAUGCACAUGAAGCAGUCAGCAAACUGGUGCGACAUACCAGGACAUGGGACACAAACUGCUCAACAAGAAGGCCUACAUUGACAUCUUCCACGUGA